GAUACACAUGCACAGCUUAUUUACGCUGCGUGUUGCAUUGCAGGAGUUACAUUGAAAACUUGGCAUUUGCUGCGAUUGGAAGGUAGAAAAAAUAAUAGAAGGUCGUCGGAUGAGCUUAUCAAUUUGAAAAGCAACGAAAGGAGCGGUUUAAAUUGAAGAAUGUGAAGUAUGAUAAUACAUCGUACAAAGUGUCGGCUGAUUGCAUUAAUGACGUGUACAAGCAGAUAGUAAUUAAAACUUCACCGUUGCACCGCAUCAUUGAAGUAUAAUGUUAAGCGACAGAGAAAAAGGAAAAGUCAUAUUAAUAUCUGCAAGUGUCAUUUUUCUGUACUAUACGCUAUGGGUUAUUGGUUAUCCCUUUUUCGAAGAUGACAGAUUGAAAGCAAUGUUUAUGUCGCACAGUAUUGCCUUGUUUGUACCAGCUAUAAGUGGGCUCAUUUUCAUAGGAGGUUUAACUAUUUUCACAAUUUAUCAUAUAAGGCUUCACUUGAACAAUAAGGCAAAGAAUAGAUAAGAAAGGAAUCAUUUCCUG
Trichogramma pretiosum is the source of this 532-nucleotide messenger RNA. It is a transcript of the gene Dpm2, whose product is annotated as dolichol-phosphate mannose synthase subunit 2. Gene Ontology annotation, molecular function: enzyme regulator activity. The record is from RefSeq and is a predicted model, not a curated record. Gene Ontology annotation, cellular component: dolichol-phosphate-mannose synthase complex; endoplasmic reticulum membrane. The coding region runs from base 269 to 514 and encodes 81 amino acids. Lineage: Eukaryota; Metazoa; Arthropoda; Insecta; Hymenoptera; Trichogrammatidae. Gene Ontology annotation, biological process: GPI anchor biosynthetic process. The transcript is spliced from 2 exons.